Rosa rugosa (rugosa rose) is the source of this 876-nucleotide messenger RNA. RefSeq lists its product as uncharacterized. Lineage: Eukaryota; Viridiplantae; Streptophyta; Magnoliopsida; Rosales; Rosaceae. The coding region runs from base 1 to 876 and encodes 291 amino acids. The transcript has 2 exons. The record is from RefSeq and is a predicted model, not a curated record.
AUGAGGCGUGAAGUGUUCCUCCGCAUGUUAAAGCAUGUCCAGACGGCAAACCCAUACUUUAGGCAGUCACAAGAUUGUGCUGGGCGUCUAGGCUUCUCGCCUCACCAGAAAUUGACAUGCGCUCUUCGAAUGCUAGCUACUGCAUGCUCGGCUGAUUCCUUAGAUGAAUCAUUCCGUAUGCCUGAAUCGACCGCCAUUGAGAACCUUAGUCGAUUUUGUCGUACUAUUGUCACCAUUUAUCAAGAACGCUAUCUUCGGGCUCCUACAACAGAAGAUUUGGAUAAGCUUUUACAAAGAGCUGAGCGACGAGGAUUUCCUAGAAUGAUAGGUUCACUUGAUUGUGAGGCACCACAACUUAAUUACCAUGUCAACGGGACUCCUUACGAGUUUGGGUACUACCUUGCUGAUGGCAUCUAUCCUAAGUGGGUGACACUUGUGCAAUCAAUCAAACAUCCUGAGAAUGAUGUAGAAGUGUACUUUUCCACCAAGCAGGAGGUGUACCGCAAGGAUGUCGAAAGAGCAUUUGGGAUUCUGCAAGCACGAUUUGCAAUUAUUAGGCAACCUGCAAGAGGUUGGGAGCGAGAAUCAUUAUCGACAAUCAUGUUGGCUUGCAUAAUACUUCAUAACAUGAUUGUUAAGGAUGAACGAGAUGACUACUACAAUGGUGAGUCCGACGAUGAUGAUCCGAAUCCAAAUAGGUCGAGGAGAGCUCGGGCAAGAAUAUAUGAUGGCCCAAAUUUGCCGCGUAAUCCAAGAACCGGACAUAUCACAAUGACUGAAUACAUGUCUCGUUACCAAAAGAUACGCUCUUGUGUUGGAAAUAAUAAUCUACGAAAUGACCUUAUCCAACAUGUUUGGUCAAAUAGACGAUGCUAG